Messenger RNA from Bombyx mandarina (wild silkworm), 4430 nucleotides. RefSeq names its product Rab3 GTPase activating protein (gene Rab3-GAP). Gene Ontology annotation, molecular function: protein binding. Lineage: Eukaryota; Metazoa; Arthropoda; Insecta; Lepidoptera; Bombycidae. The record is from RefSeq and is a predicted model, not a curated record. Gene Ontology annotation, biological process: regulation of GTPase activity.
AACAAUAUUUUUAAUUUUAAUAGGAACGGUGAUAUGUCCAUCUUAAAGUGAGUUAUUAAAAUUCGACCUAUUAAAUUCUCUACUUUUCUCUAUUUUUUAAAACUUAUGAUGUGGAAUUUAAUAAUAAUUAAAAACAUAAGAACCUACUAAGUAUGUACGAAGAACAAUAACAACGGCUUGGUUGUAUCAAUGGUGUCAAAGAUUAUAAUUGAUUAUGUCUUGUCAAAUUGAACAAAUUGCUGACUGUGGUGAUUUAUCUAGUUUAGCACGAGCACUGUUUUUAAGCAGUAAUGAAGAACAAAAUUGGUUGUCUCAAUGUUGUGUUUCCCUAUCAUCUUGUGGUAACUUGCUUGCUGUUGGCUAUCGCAAUCGUCUUUGUAUACUCACCACACAAUGGAUUACUUCGACACAAAGCAAUACUUUUUUGAUAUCUUGGAGUGGAACUUUACCUGCAGAUAUAUCAGCAGUAUUGGUAUUGCCAAUUUGCCCAUCUCAUCAUUCUUUCCAGAAUGGCCCGGACUGGUUUUGCAUUGUAGUUGGAUUCAAAAACGGAAACAUUGCUUUCCAUACAAAUACAGGCCAUUUAUUAUUAUCUGAAAAAAUUGAUGAAAAACCAGUAUUGAAAAUAUCUUGUCAUACUGGAACAUAUGGCACAUUACCUGAUGAUGUUCAUGUAUUGUUUCAUACUUGUGAAUGUAUUAUAUCAGGAGCAACACUAUUUCCAACACUGCGAAACGCAAAGGCACAAUUAGCAAAAGUGCAAGCUGGUAUUCAAGACUAUUAUAGUGUGGAUAAUCGUAGCAUUAGCAUAAAGAAAUGGUUGUAUACUGAACAAGAAGUUGUAAAUGAUGCUGCAGUUGUGGGAUUAGAAUUAAAAAAUGCCUACGAUCAUUUACUAGCAGCUUCAACAUAUGGUGGUUAUGAUGUAUGGUACCGUUCAGUCCCUCCAGUAAAUACGUUAAUAUUAGGAGCUGGGCAGAAACCAUAUAUAGGUUUCCAUUAUGCUCUGGAGGGUGGCACUGCGCCCCCUUUACAAGAUGUAGCCAGAGCUGUUGCACAUAAAAUCAAAUCUGCUCUACCAGGCUGGCUAGGCGGGGCCUCGACAGAGGGCAGUGUGAGCGCGGCCGAGCCACGGAUACGUUCGGAGCCCCUGUCCCUGCGCAGCGGCCUGCACGACGCGCAGAGGCACGGCACCUCCGUCAUCGUCUCGCCGGACCGCCGCCUGGCUGCGGUCGUCGACAGCUUCGGCCGCGUCGCCGUACUGGACGUUAACAGAGGACAUCUAAUUAGACUAAUAAAAGGUUGCAGAGAUGCACAGUGUGCAUUCGUCCAAAUUUUUGAAUUAGAUAACAAGAAACCUCAAUUAUCUUUUGUUAAAGAAAUAAGAAGGGCAAUUUUUUUAAUUAUCUAUAAUCCCAAGAAAGGAUUAAUUGAUAUUCGUCUAAUGCAAAGAGGGAACAGAGUAGCCGUUUUUACGGCUACGAAAAACGGCCAACUUUUAUACAAUACUUGUGGUCUAGUUGGAGCUGAUAAAAAUUAUACCCAGAAAAAACUAAAUUUACCAGAAUUUCAGUGUGUUUUACUAGAUCCAGAUGGAAAGCUCAAAAAAUUCAGUAUUCCAUUUUUUUACGCAUUAGAUGGUGUACAUUCCGAAAGAUCGAAAGAUUUGAACACUUUGAAAGAAUUACGUGAUCUCAUUAAAAACAAUACAAGUAACUCUGAAGAUUAUGAGCAAAAGCUACUUAGUAAAGUAUGCGAAAUUAAAACAUUAGAAUUAAAGAAACAUUUUCUAGAAAUGCUCAUUAGAAAUUAUGACACGUCUCCAACAAUUAUAAUCUCAUGUUUGCAAAUAUUCUGGGAUAGCACAAAAGAGGAAUCCGUGAGCAGUCAGCAACGUGAAACUCAACACUAUUUUGCCAAUCUAGGUUUGCUUACUAUAUUUUAUAUGUGCAUAAAUGACGAUUGUGAAAGAGAUGAAAUAGAAUUUGCAAUGGAAUUGCGUAAUUUCCUUGGCUUAGAGGUAAAUGAAAGUUGUCUCGAAAAAACAAUAGACGACCAGAAUGAAGACAACAGUUUAUUUCAUCUACUAGAGGAUGACAGUUGUAUUUUGGAAAGAUUACUGGUAUUAGCACACGAAAACAAUUAUAAACACCACGCACGGGUAACUUUUGCCGAUACAAGUAUGACUACGUAUAAAAAAUUCAUUUCCUGUUUUAAUUUAGAAGAAAAAUCUAAAUAUAUAUCCUUAAAGGCCAACGCUUCGGUGGACAAGCUAAAUAACUUAGCCACAAUAACGUUCACGUCAAUAUUCAAAUUAAAAAACUUUUCAAUGUUGGCAAGCUAUGUCAACAAAUGCAAUAUCGACCCGAAAGAGAUUGUGAAGCUUUUAAUAACACAUUUCAUGAGUAUGUCUUUGGAAGAGAUAACCAUUGACUUAGUCGAAAAAUGGACAAUGGCCGUAUACCACGUGUGUACGGUCACAAAAGACGCUACUAAUAUUAUUUAUAAUGAAAUUUCUCAUUGGUGGGAAGACAUCCGGAACGUUUUGGUUGAAAUGCCUUGUCCCUUACGAAGCAUGAUAGUUGCAAUGGCUUGUAAAGUAAUCAGUAGGAUUUUGGAAAGUAACAAUGCUGAAAGCGACGAUGUGUGGGAAUCUGUGACCAAAGAAAACGCUAAAUGGGGUAUUUUAAUUGGAAAACUUGAAGAUAUUUCUAUACUCAGUAUCGUAUUAAUGUGUAAAGACACAUUUAAUGGCAAUUCUCUUCCUUCCCUGGAAAUGGAUGAUUUCAAUAUCAACCUAAAAUACAUUUAUACAAGGGGAAAGGGAUCAAUUACUGAACUGAUUGCCAAGUGGCUAUGCAGCAUGGGAGCGACUCCUGCGGCGAUAGUGGCCAACGAGCUAAUGGAAACGAUAGCAGCUAAUCCUGAACUAACUGAUGAGGACGACAAUGAUGACAACACCACCGAUCUCCUGUUUGUUGAAAAUAAUCGUUAUGCCGUUGACGAAAAUGCAAGAAUAUUUAAAUGGCUCUCGCUUCUGCGCCGUCAAUUCCCUCUCAGUACGUCCGCAAAUUAUAUAAUAACCAAUAUGUGUUGGGAAUACGCAAUGGCAUGGCAGAAAUGUAUGAAGAAUACAUUGCUUCUUGAUGCUGUUAUUCACUGUCUUUCUAGUAUAUCUGACAUUCAUAUACGGUUAGGGUUGUUUUCAAUUAUUUGGGCAACCUACAUCAAACAAAUAUUUGAAAUUAGUUGCCGUUUAGUUAACAAAGUCGGACGUUUGCCAAAAGACCCUCUUUGCUUACAAGAUAUCAGUUUCGACAAUACAACCUUAAUCAACUUCUUCCGCUUAACAACAUUGUACUUGAAUGAUUUUCAAAAUUGUUUGAAACUGUCAUACAGUCAUAAUAAAAAGAAGGUGGAAUUUGAAAAGAUUUGGGAAGAAAGUAUGCCUUCUUUAGUUGAAGUAACACAACACACAAAGAAUGUAAACGAUUGUAUAUUAACUUUAAAUUACCAAGUAUCUUGCACUCUGUACUAUCAAUGUCACUUCAAUAUCAAAUUGUCGAAACCCCUCGAUGUAUUGUUCGACAUCGACUAUCAUUAUAUUCUGGAAGCACUUACUGGUAAUGUUGUGAAUAGAGAAAUUAAUAUGAAACCGUCUGAAAAACUCCGGAAUCCACGAAUGAAGUUUCUAACCAAACUUAUAAGAGCAUCUGUAGAAACUAUAAGUUGUUCUGAUGGUCACGAAUCAUACAGAACAUAUGAUAGUGGUGACUGUCAAAUGUGGAUUGAAAAAAUUUCCAUUCUAGCGAACCUGUGGAGCAUAGACGACGAAUUCAUAAAGAGGCAGCAGGUAAUCGCUUUAUAUCACGUGGGCUACGAUACACUAGCAGAAAAUACAAUGAACUCGAUCCGUAAUCCUGUGCCAGUGCUUGCCCCAAUUUUGGCUAUUACGAUCCAACGUCUUAAACGAAGCCUAGAACAUUCUAAUAAUCAAGCCGAAUGGAUUGUCAGUAUUCCACCACAACUCUACAAACGUUUGCAAAAUACUGUCCUGGACACAUCAAUUCCAGCACAUCCGUCACUGUCCACCACAGUAUUAGUACUUCAAAAGUUGCUGUUUCAAUUAAACAAAAAAUCUCCUGAUCCGGCUCAUCUUCAGGAUAUAAAAUUAAUAGAGCUGAUUAUAGAAAACUGUGAAAUUAUUAUUAGACGAAAAUUGUAAAAAAUUCUGGAUUAAAUAAAAUAAGCAAAAAAUAUUUACCCAAACCAAUCAGACAUCUUAUAAAAUAUAAUGUUGAAUUUUCGAUUAAAUUGUAAAUAUAGGAUAAAUUUAGGAUGCAUGUACAUGUACAUAUAUUCAACAGAUUUUUUGCAUUUAAUUAAUUAUUCUCAUAAAUCGAAAUAAAAUUCGAAUAAAAUGGAGCACU